AUGGAACAAAGAGAAGGAAUAGCUUGGAAGGAGCGGCGGUUUUGGUUGGUCUUCUUUGUUGUUUUGGAUAUUUUACGGAGCGGAGCUUUUGCACAGAUCAGAUAUUCCAUAUCCGAAGAGGUUCAAGAUGGAACAGUGGUCGGGAAUAUAGCUAAAGAUUUGGGACUUGAUAAGAGCGCACUCAAAGACAGGGGAUACCGCAUUGUAACAGGCUCAACGGAACCCCUGUUUCAGGUGAAUCAAAACGAUGGCAUCCUGUAUGUGGCAAGAAGAAUAGAUAGGGAAGGCGUGUGCGAACGGAGCAGUACAUGCUUGAUCAACCUAAAAACCUUGCUAGAAAACCCACUUGAAAUUCACUAUGUGGCAGUGGAAAUACUGGAUAUAAAUGAUCAUUCGCCCGUUUUUCCUGAGAAAGAGAAAAGGCUUGAAAUUUCCGAGUCUGCUCUACCAGGAGCGAGAUUUCAGCUACAGGCUGCACGAGACCCUGAUGUAGGCCAAUUCGCCAUUCAGCAAUAUAAACUCAGCCAUAAUGAAUAUUUUAGAGUAGAAGUAAAGGAUCGGGGCGAAGACCGUAAAGUACCAUUUUUAGUUCUGCAAAAGCAGUUAGACAGAGAAACAAGCGGCAAGCACAAGCUGCGUCUAACAGCCGUUGAUGGAGGGAAACCGGCGAAGUCAGGCGAUAUAGAAAUCAUUGUGGAUGUACUUGAUGUUAAUGAUAAUUCCCCAGUGUUCACAAAAGAGCUGUAUUCUGCUACACUUACUGAAAACACCCCCACUGGUACUGUAGCCAUUCAAGUAAAUGCAACAGAUUUGGAUCAGGGUGCAAACGGUGAAAUAAUAUAUUCAUUCGGUAACGAAGUCGAUCCAAAAAUAAUGGGGCUCUUUAAUAUAGACGCAAAUACUGACUAUACUUCUAAAUAUCUGCCAGAGACAAAUUAUGAUGGCACACUGUGUCACAGCAUCCAGUACAGAUCAGGAGAGAAGCGGUACAUGCUAGUUGGACCCAGAAUGAGUAUAGGAUCUACUAUAGUUCCGGGAAGCCAUGCAAAUACCCUAGUGCUACCUGGCAGGAGAAAGGCAUCUGAAGAGGUAAAGUCUCUCAUUUAA
Archocentrus centrarchus (flier cichlid) is the source of this 1107-nucleotide messenger RNA. RefSeq names its product protocadherin gamma-A11-like. Bases 1 to 1107 code for a protein of 368 amino acids. Gene Ontology annotation, cellular component: plasma membrane. Gene Ontology annotation, biological process: homophilic cell-cell adhesion. The record is from RefSeq and is a predicted model, not a curated record. Lineage: Eukaryota; Metazoa; Chordata; Actinopteri; Cichliformes; Cichlidae. Gene Ontology annotation, molecular function: calcium ion binding. The transcript has 2 exons.